Messenger RNA from Maudiozyma barnettii, 3369 nucleotides. It is a transcript of the gene PRP16, whose product is annotated as DEAH-box RNA helicase PRP16. Gene Ontology annotation, cellular component: intracellular anatomical structure; spliceosomal complex. Gene Ontology annotation, molecular function: RNA binding; ATP binding. The transcript has a single exon. The record is from RefSeq and is a predicted model, not a curated record. Gene Ontology annotation, biological process: mRNA splicing, via spliceosome. The coding region runs from base 1 to 3369 and encodes 1122 amino acids. Lineage: Eukaryota; Fungi; Ascomycota; Saccharomycetes; Saccharomycetales; Saccharomycetaceae.
AUGAUUACUGGUGAUCAUCCUGUAAUGGUGCAGUUGAUGAUGAAUGAUCAGGAGAUUAUUGAUUUAUUGCAACGGAAUACAAAAACUAAUAUCAGUAAGAACUUUCUAAAUGUUAUACGAAGAUUGAGAGAACAACAUGGACAGGAUAAACCAGGUUUCAUCAAGGCGUGUAGUGCAUUAGGGAAGUUUACAGACCCUAAUGAAGUCCUAGCUAAGGUCUUUGAUGCAAUUAAAGUGUCUGGUAAUAAUGUGGAACAAGUUCAAGACUCAAAAGGUUCCCAGGAACGGCCUAUUAAGUUACUGGGGCAAGGGAAGAAAAGGAAAUUUAAGAUAUCUGUAGUCGAUGAUGACGAUUCUGACGAAGUUGACGAUAAUAAUGACCACCUAAACAUGUUGUCAUCAAAAGUUAAUCCAUUUGUUAAACGUAAGCUAUUAAAGCAUAACGAGAAUUCUCGUCAGAUCAUGUUCAAGAAGAUUAAGAAAGUGGAUGCUACUAGGUUGAAAAUAUAUUCUAAAGAAAAUAAAACAACAAAAAAUGAUGUUGAAGAAAGUAGGAAACUCGUGGCGAUGCAGAAACAACGGGAUACUGAUGUGGCCACUAAACCGUUGGAGACAACUACUGAAAUUGAUAAAGAUUGGUAUAAUUUUGACGAUGAUUAUGGGAAUCCUGUAUCGGAGGAAUUAGAAGAACAAAAUGAAUUAAAUUCCAGGCUUAAUACGAUCUCUCACACACCAUCAAGAAAGUUUCAAAUUGAAUCAUCCAUAUAUCAAGAUGCACUACAUUCUGAAAUUCGAUUGAACGUUUUACCCACGGAGCAAAGAAAGAAGUGGUUACCGACAUUUUUAAUUGAUUAUGCUGAGAAGUACGGAAUAACUAAAGAAGAAAUAAUUGGUUCCAUUGUAAAAUCUACCACAAAUGAUGAUAUUAUAAAUCCAUUCAGAAAUCCAGAGAGUGAAUUUUCUAUUAAGGCAAGAAAGGGUAGUUCCUUGGUAAACUUAAAGCGUGCUCAAAAAGAACAAACACGAAAUGCUAGGGAUAAAACUUCCGUAGAAGGGACUAAAAUUGGUGAAGCUCUAGGGUUACGAAAUAAACCUAUUCAACAUGAUAAAAAUAGAAACAAUAUGAAAAAUUUAAAGCAUGCAUCGUCUAAUCUCUCGUAUAAAGAAGACAUUAAGGCAACUCGUCAAUCGUUGCCCUGCUUUAGAAGUAGAACAGAACUUCUAACUAUGGUUAGAGAAAAUCAAGUGUCUAUCAUUGUAGGUGAAACUGGUUCAGGUAAAACCACGCAAUUACCCCAAUAUCUUUAUGAAGAUGGUUUCACCACUAAUGGAAAACUUAUAGGCGUAACUCAACCUCGUAGGGUUGCUGCCAUGUCCGUCGCUAAAAGAGUCGCUCAAGAGAUGGGUGUGAAGAUAAAGGAGGAGGUUGGUUAUUCAAUAAGAUUUGAGGACUAUUCUUCUCCGCAAACUAGAAUUAAAUUUAUGACCGACGGUAUACUGCUCAGAGAAGUUUUACUGGAUAAUGAUCUGGACAAAUAUAGUUGUAUUAUUAUCGAUGAAGCUCAUGAACGUACCUUAAACACGGAUGUUAUGUUGGGUAUCCUACGAACAUUACUGCAAAGGCGAAAAGAUUUAAGGUUGAUUAUUACCUCUGCAACACUGAACGCUGCCAAGUUUUCGAAGUUCUUUGGCAAUGCCCCUCAAUUUACCAUCCCAGGGAGAACCUUCCCUGUCGAAAUAAAUUAUUCAAAAUAUCCAGUUGCUGACUAUGUUGAAGAAGCCAUGAAAAAAGCCGUGAAUAUUCACUUGACAACUUCUAUCGAGAGUGGUGACAUAUUGAUAUUUAUGACCGGUCAAGAAGAUGUAGAGGCAACAACUGAAUCUAUAGAGGAAAAGCUGUUAGAGGUAUAUAGGAAAAAAGGGGAAGCAUCAACGUUCCAUGACGUCAAUAAUAUUGAAAUAUUUCCAAUAUAUUCUGCUUUGGCACCAGAAUUGCAAAGUCGUAUUUUCCACAAACUGGAUAAAACCAAAAGAAAAAUUGUAGUUGCUACCAAUAUCGCUGAAACAUCGUUGACUAUUGAUGGUAUUAGAUAUGUAAUAGACUGUGGAUAUUCGAAACUUAAAGUUUAUAAUCCUAGAAUCGGCUUGGAUAGUUUGGCCAUUACCCCCAUUUCUUUGGCUAACGCUAAUCAAAGAUCUGGUAGAGCUGGACGUACGGCACCCGGUGUUGCAUAUAGGUUAUACACCGAAGAGGCAUCAGAAACCGAUAUGUAUUCUUCUACCAUCCCUGAGAUUCAAAGGACAGAUUUGUCCAACACUGUAUUAUUAUUAAAAUCAUUAGGUGUUGAAAAUGUAAUGAAGUUUCCGUUUAUAGACACACCUCCAAUACAAACUCUACUGAAUUCAUUUUAUGAAUUAUGGUCUGUAGGUGCGAUUGAUAACUUUGGUGAAUUAACAAAACUUGGAACAGAUAUGUCUAAGUUACCAUUGCAACCGUCCCUUUCAAAAAUUCUCUUAAAUUCUAUUACAUUUGGGUGCAGUACUGAGAUCUUGAUAAUAGUUGCAAUGUUGUCGAUACCACAAAUAUUUAAACGACCAAAAGAACGGGAAAAGGAGUCAGAUAAAGCAAGAAGUAGAUUUUUCAUCCCUCAGUCGGAUCAUUUAACGUUGUUGAACGUUUACCUUCAGUGGAAAAGCAAUAAUUUUUCAACCCAGUGGUGUUCGAAUCAUUUCAUACAGGGAAAAUCUCUCGAGAAAGCAGAAGAUAUUAGGAAACAACUGUUAAGAGUAAUGGAAAAACAAAAUUUUACCCUUAAAUCAGCAGGUUCUAACUGGGAUAUUAUUCGAGAAUGUAUUUGCACUGGUUUCAGCCAUCAAGCUGCUAAACUAUCUGGACUUAAAAGAUAUGUGCAUUUAAGAACAGGAAUGCACACCAAACUACAUCCUACCAGUGCAUUGUUUGGGAUGGGUGAUCUACCUUCGUACAUUAUUUAUAAUGAAUUAUUAAUGACAUCUACAGAAUAUCUUGUGUGUGUUACCGCAGUGGAUCCGUUUUGGUUGAUGGAAUCAGGGUUACUACUUUAUGACAUUAAAAAGCAAGAAGAGACAAAUGAUUACUCAAUUGGACUUCUUGGAACGAAAGGUAUAUCGAACAAUAAUGAAGUAGAUGUAGAAGAGGCACGUAAGGUAGUCCGAGAGAAGUUGGAUAAUUGUAUCCUGAGAAGAAAAUUUGUUUUGGAUAAAUUGGAAAGAGAUGGGCUCUCUUCUAAACAAAAAAAGGUUCAACAAACCCCAGAAAUAACUGAUGUAUCUCAAAUUAAAUAUUCAAAGACCGGAUUUUCUGGAUUCAAAAAAAGAAGACCAUUUUAA